This is a messenger RNA of Trypanosoma theileri, 744 nucleotides long. RefSeq lists its product as uncharacterized. The transcript has a single exon. NCBI's taxonomy places the organism in Eukaryota, Euglenozoa, Kinetoplastea, Trypanosomatida, Trypanosomatidae. The record is from RefSeq and is a predicted model, not a curated record. Bases 1 to 744 code for a protein of 247 amino acids.
AUGUCCAUGUUGCCGUGCCGUGUGUUGUGUUUGUUGGCCAUUGUGCUCUGCUGUGUGGGUGUGGCUCAUGCUGCUGCUGGUCCAUCAACAGGUAUGAACAAAUAUGUAGAGGAUGCACGUGAGCUGGCGGAAGAGACCAAGAAACUUAAGGUGGAGUGUGAGAAGGCCGGUACGACUGCUCGACAGGCCGCGGAUGAAGCUCAACUAUUUGUUUUUUCCACUAAGGAUCAAAUCAAAACAAUUGCUGCUGACCCAGAAAAAGUGAACAAAACGAAGAUUCAAUGUCAUGAACUCAUUGAUAAGGCCAUGAAGGCUGCCGCUGAAGCGAGAAUAGUGGGCAGUAAAACGACAGACAGUCUAACUAAAACUGAAACAGCUGCCAGCAUUGGUCUACCACCAGAAGAUGCUAAGGCAGCAAUGGAAGCAGCUGGUGAAGCAGACAAAGCGGUACGUGUUGCUGGAGAAUAUGCCGACGAUGCGGUAGGUGCUGCCCAACGUGUGGGGAAUAUCCUGAAGGAACUCGACGCCGAAGUUGCUGCAGCUGAAAAGAAAGAAAAACAAAAACAGCACUACCGUUCUACUUUUACUCUUAAUAUUCACGGAGAUAAUCUCGAUGCCUUACUCAAUGGUGCAGCGAAUAACAGUAGUAUGGCAUUAAAUGACGGCAGCAGCAGCCCUGCGUUACUGCGUGUUCCACUCCUGCUGCUGCUUCUCUCUGUGCUGGGCUGCAUGACCUUGUGUUAA